This is a messenger RNA of Sparassis crispa, 819 nucleotides long. RefSeq lists its product as uncharacterized. The coding region runs from base 1 to 819 and encodes 272 amino acids. The record is from RefSeq and is a predicted model, not a curated record. The transcript is spliced from 5 exons. Lineage: Eukaryota; Fungi; Basidiomycota; Agaricomycetes; Polyporales; Sparassidaceae.
AUGGAUCUUGGGCUCGAAGGCGUGCAUGUUCUUGUGACGGGCGCGAGCGGCGGGAUCGGGCUUGAGACCGUGAAGCUCUUCCUCAAGCUCGGUGCGAUCGUAACGGCGCACUACAACACCAACGCGACGACCCUCCCUCCGCUGGUAACGCAGUUCGGUGACAAGCGUGUCCGCGCGCUGCAAGCGGAGCUCUCGGACGAGAGUUCUGUUGCAGCGCUCUUCGCUGCGGCAGAGGCGUGGUCCGGGCCCGUACAGGUGCUGAUCGUGAACCACGGCUACUACCCGCCGGACGACGCGCCCGUCGCGCAGAUGUCGCUGGCGCAGUGGAACAACACCAUCGCAGCGAAUCUGACGUCCGCGUUCCUGGUCGUUCGCGCGUACAUGCGCGGGCUCGAGCGUGCGACAGAAGUGCAGAAGGAGAAAGCGAAUGUUGUGAUUAUUGGGAGCACGGCGGGCAAGUAUGGCGAGUUUGGGCACGCGGAUUACUCGGCGGUGAAGAGCGGGAUGAUGUAUGGCCUCACGAUGACCCUCAAGAACGAGAUCGUCAAGGUUGCGCCCAAGGGCCGGGUCAACGUCUGUGCACCUGGAUGGGUGAAGACGCCUAUGGCAGCACAAGCGCUGGCGAACCCAUCGGUCAUCUACCGGGCGCUCGCGACGAUGCCGCUGAAGAAAGUCGCGAUCCCGGAAGACGUUGCGAACCAGGUAGUCGUCCUCGCGUCGACUGUCCUCUCGGGGCAUGUGUCUGGGCAGGUGGUCAUGGUCGAAGGAGGUAUGGAAGGACGUUUGCUGAAUAUGCCUGCGGAGGUCACCUCAUACUGA